UGGCGUUAUGUAUCGCGGACGCGCGGUGUUACAAGCCUGACACUGCCUAGACACACACACCAGGACCUCGGCUACAGCGGCUCUCUGGAGCGGGACACGCCGGCAACAUCUCGACUGGUGCCGACUUUAGUCACCUACAACCAACCAACUGAGUGAGCUGCUUUGCUGCCCGGAUCAUUCCCCGCACCAAAGUGGAACAACUCCUCGCUAUUGAAAAUAACUCGACAAUCUUGUGACACCUUUCUACCUUUCGUUUGCACAAGAAUACUUUAAAGAAUUUUAUUUAAUUAAAAAAAAAAAGUAAUUAGCAGUUAGGGAAGGACGUUUUUGUUGUUAUUGUGUUUUUCGCAGUAGGACAUGGAAGCGUUGGUGUACUUGGUCUCUGCGCUGUGGGUAGCGGCUGGGGUGCAAGGCAAGUGUGGGCCGGAGUGCCACUGCCCAGACGCUGCUGUGAGCUGUCCCCCGGGUAUCAGCCUGAUGUUGGACGGUUGCAACUGCUGCAAGGUGUGUGCCCGGCAGUUCAAUCAGGACUGCAGCACCAUGGAACCCUGCGAUCACGUCAAGGGCCUGGAAUGUAACUAUGGUCCCAGCGACGGUGCUGCCAGGGGCAUCUGCCGAGCAAAAUCGGAAGGAAGGCCGUGUGAGUUUGCGGGGAAUAUCUACCAGAACGGGGAGAACUUUAAACCCAACUGCAAGCACCAGUGUACUUGCAUUGAUGGCGUGGUGGGCUGUAUGCCAUUGUGUCCUCAAGAAUUCUCCCUGCCAACCUUGGACUGUCCCAAGCCUCGACUGGUGAAGGUGCCAGGCCAGUGCUGUGAGGAGUGGGCCUGUGAUACCAACCACAUCGGCGAAGACUCUGCAGACAGCACGGAAGAAAACAAAGACUCAAUGAGCUACGAGGAGAUCGGAGACCAGCCUGACGCAGAGCCACUAUCGAGCAAGGAACUGACCGAGCUCGUUAGAGCUGGCUUGCAGAUCGAACCAGCGUGGAGAGUCGGGAGCCGUGACGUGAAGUCCAAGUGCCUGGUCCAGACCACCGAGUGGUCGCAGUGCUCCAAGACCUGCAACAUUGGCAUCUCUACCAGAGUGACCAGCGACAACCCCCAGUGCAGGUUGAUGAAGGAGACCCGUCUGUGCCAACUGCGCCCAUGCAACCUGCCACUCAACACCAACCUCAAGAAGGGCAAGAGAUGUUUCAGGAUGAAGAAGGCCCGGGAGGCUCUGCGUUUCAGCUACGCCGGCUGCACCAGCGUGCGUCGGUACAAACCGCGCUGGUGUGGAUCGUGCACGGACGGGCGCUGCUGCACGCCCUCGCUGACCCGCACCGUCCACGUGCGCUUCCGCUGCGACGACGGAGAGAUCUUCUCCAAGAGCAUGAUGUGGACAGACAAGUGCCAGUGCCACUACAACUGCGCCUACCAGAACGAGAUCUCCUACCCCUACUAUAUGCUGCACAAUGACAUCCACAAGUUCUCAGAGUAAGAUCCUCGUCAACUCUGGCACCAACAUGCAGUGCCCCCCUCACCCACUUUGCUGCCGAGCCACUGGCAAUCCCACCAGUGCCAUACAUUUACCGAUGUAAGCAAACCCCAGACACUAGACUGAUGGCAAUCUACAGUAUCGCUGCCCUGGCACCUUCAACCAUCAAUGACUAUUUCACCUGUCUGUCGACCUUCAGCUCCAGUGGUCUACGUCCACCACACCUGUAGCUCUUCAAUCCUCGUCCACACCUGGCCUUUUGCUGCAUUACAGACAACGCUGUCUUGCAAACCAGCCGGCCAUUUAAAAACUGGACAAUUAUAUUAACCAGAAAGGAUGUGGGGGGAACAAACACAAGGUCGUCCAAUUGAUACAAAGAACAGACUGGGUGUUAAGGUUUGCACCUCCUGAAAAUUAUUUUUGUUGAGAAGAAUAACGAAAAACCCAGACAGACUGGGUGUAGCCAGGAUGCAAACAUCUUCAAGCUGCCAUUGAAUAGGUUAGUUGGUGACGUGAGUCUCUUCUAAGCCGGUUUUCAGGCUUGGUUUAGAAAAGAUCAAAUUAACUGCAACAAAAAAUAAUUUUGUAUUGAGAUUUUCUCCCUGCCUAAUUUAACCCGAGUUAACGUUGAUGUAAAUAAAGUUACAGAUGGAUUUUUUAAAAGUAUUAUUUAAGGUCAUUGGACAUAUUUUCUCUUUGAAGUUGAGAAGAAGUAUUGACUGACGCAUGUAUCCAGUGGGUAUCUGCGUGUGGUGCAGAUGAUGCAAGGAUUUCUUUGUAGUGAGUUGUUGCUGGUUUCUGUGCUUCCAGCACUACACUGUAGGAAUGUUCCAGAACACACUGAGGGGCUGGCCAUCUCCAAUCUCCAGCACAUGCAUCUGUUCUAUCAACUAUGGCACGGUGGUGCAGCGGUAGAGUUGCUGCCUCACAGCACCAGAGACCCAGGUUCGAUCCUGACUACUGGUGCUGUCUGUACGGAGUUUGUUCCUGGGAUCUCCGGUUUCCUCCCACACUCCAAAGAUUUGUCGGUUAAUUGGCUUGGUGUCAUUGUAAAUUGUCCCUAGUGUGUGUAGGACAGUGUGAAUGUGGGGGAGCUCGCUGGGCGGUGCCGACUCAGCGGGCCGCUCUGUAUCUGAACUAAAACUCACCCCCACCACCAUCCCCUCAUCAGUCUGAAGAAGGGUCUCGAACAGAAACGUCACCCAUUCCUUCGCUCCAUAGAUGCUGCCUGUCCCGCUGAGUUUCUCCAGCAUUUCUGUCUACCUACAAUAGUUGAAUGUAGGUGUCGGUGGGGAGAUUGGAGGUGGCUGCCCCUCAGGUUGACUGCUGGGCCUAAGUUAAGGCUUUGCUUUAGAGGCGUCAUUGAGACAUCAACUUCUUCUGAAAAUAUGUCCAACAGCACCAACAAUGUGGGGUUAGAUUCCAGAACAUUCUGCCGUAUUGACUUGUGAAUGAGUUAACGCAUGAAAUGCAUAGUGUGGACAUGCCUGUUUUCCGCUAGACUGGUACAGCACUGUAAUCCUCAUCCAUCCUGUAGCAACGUGGCUGCCUGUAGAUCGACAACUAGUCCGGGGUAGCAGUGUGGCACAGCGGUAGAGUUGCUGCCUUACAGCGCCAGACACCCACAUUCGAUCCUGACCUCUGGUGCUGUCUGUGUGGAGUUUGUACGUACUCCCUGUGAACUGCGUGGGUUUUCUCCGGGUGCUCCGGUUUCAUCCCACACUCCAAAGACGUGCAGGUUUGUAGGUUAAUUGGCUUCUAUAAGUUGUAAAUUGUCCCUAGUGUGUAAGAUAGCACUAGUGUACAGUGUGAGCGCUGGUUUGUGCGGACUCGAUGGGCCGAAGGGCCUGUUUCCGCUCUGUAUCUCUAAACUGUUCCUCCCUCUGAUUCUCCACAAUUGGAAGUGUGUUACAUGAAGACUAUUACAAGUCUUUAACUGGUCAAAUAUUGAGCGGCUCUUUCAGUGGUUAAGAACAAGGGGAAGUUAGACAGAAUGAUGGACGAGGUCCACUAGCAGUCACACCAGUGUGAAAGCCUCUCUCACAAAAGCCCAUGGAUGUUGGCCAAUUAGACUGUCAUAAUGCAAGGGUGUUGAGUAUUAUGGAUAAAUGACUGGCAAAUGUACAGAUCAUCCAACUGACCGAUAGGACAGACUAGAUGGGCAGAAGGGCCUCAUCCUGAUGCUCAGGCCAUUGUGUUGUUUGACCAGAUGGGAGAACUGGCAAAUGUUUAGUUGCGAUAUUUAAUAUUAUUGUGUGUGUGUGUGUGGGGGGGGUAAUGUUGCACAAGACUGUUACAUUGUUAAACAGAUGGAGAAAGGAUUUGCCAAACGCUUGGACUAUGAAGGUGAUGCAAAAGCAAUAAAAACAAUAUCUAUUAUUUAUAGAGUGUGUGGGGGGGGGGGGGGGGGGGUGCCCAUGUUUUUCUUGAUACCUAAAAUGCUGCCUGAUUGUGGGAGAUGGAAUUGGAAGCUUAACGAGAGGCGAUAUCAUUGUGGAGAGGGUUUUUAAGUUGGGCCAAUUAAAUCCAGCACAGACGAACUAGACAUCCCAUGAGUAAGCUGAGCCCUGUCUUACAUAGAGACUGCUGUACAGACCAGGCGUUUGGAGUUAUCGCCACCCACACGCUAGAUCUGUUAAGGCACGGUGGCACAGCGGUAGAGUUGCUGCCUAACAGCGCCAGAGACCCGUGUUCGAUCCUGGCUACGGGCACUGCCUGUACGGAGUUUGCACGUUUUCCCCCUGGCCCAUGUGGGCUUUCUCCAGGAGCUCCGGUUUCCUCCCAAACUCCCAAAGACGUAUAGGUUAAUUGGCUUUGGUAAAGAUUGUAAAUUUGUCCCCCAGUGUGUGUGUGUGUGUGUAGGAUAGUGUUAGUGUGCAGGGAUCGCUGGUCGGCACGGACUCGGUGGGCCGAAGGGCCUGUUUCUGCGCUGUAUCUCUAAAACUAAACUAAUUAGGGAUAAAACUGUUGAAUGUGCACUGUGCAACAUGAUGUGAAUAUUUGAGUUUCGGGCAGCUAUUGCAUGUGCACUGAGGAGAACCUUACUACAGAAAACUCUAUUUAAUUUGUAUUCCUGUUAUUUCCCUCAAACAAACUUCACUGUUGUGGAGUGAUCCGAUCGAACAUGCUUCAUUGUUGAAGUGCGAUGAGAAAACUGUAGAGGGUCAUGUGUAGUAAAUAUUCUGUGUGCGUGUGUAUAUUUAAAGACUCUUUUUGUUCUGUAAGUGUUUUAAUAUAUUUCUCGGUGUCUGCCAGUAUUACUGUGAUGUGGAGAUGUGGCUGUUACGUUAACCAACCUAUGUUAGAAUAGAUGUGUGUACGAACCAGCACUCGUGUGUGCGUGCGUGUGCGUGUGUGUGUGGUUACUAAGUUCUUAAGUGAAAUGAGCAGAAUUAUUCUAUUUGGCCCAUCAAGUCCACUCUGCCAUUCAAUGAUAGCUGACCUAUCUCUCCCUCCUAACACCAUUCUCCUGCCUUCUCCCCAUAACCCCCGACACCCGUACUAAUCAAGAAUCUAUCUAUCUCUACUGUAAAAAUAUCCAUUGACGGCCUCCACAGCCUUCCGUGGCAAUGAAUACCACAGAUUCACCACCCUCUGACUAAAGAAAUUCCUUCUCAUCUUCCUAAAGGGAUGUCCUUUAAUUCUGAGGCUGUGACCUCUGAUCCUAGACUCUCCCACUAGUCUCUGUAAACGGUAACGGCUAGAACGUGACCAUGGUGUGUUGGGUUGGUCUGUGGGCCACAAUUGUCCAACCAAUCCCAAACAUUGGCCAGAUUGGGAGCAGUCCCUGUGUCUGGCACACCUGCCUUCACGUCAUGUCCAAGGCUAAUCAUGGUUUGAAGGUUUCUGGUUAGACAUGGGAGGGUGGAAACGUUGGAUGUACUUUUCCCAAACAUACUGUACCUCUCGUGGUUCUGUGCAAAGUGCCUGAGACAAGUGGUUCUCUUUGUAGCCAUUCUACUAGAAAUGACAGCACAGCACACACGCAAGGGUCUAAAUUCCUAUCCUAGCUUUAUAAUUACUAGUUACUAAGGUUAGCACGGGCAUGUCGGGCCGAAGGGCCUGAAUGACUCUAUAUUGUUAAAUGCAGCCACAUUUUGUCUCCCUGGGUCAGGCCUGCAAUCUUUUACAGCUCUCUUGUUAAAUAUCUUAUAUCAUUGUGUUUGCAGAUGAAUAAUGUAUAUACUGAUGUUUUGCACAUAUUGUAAUUAGAAUAAUGCCUUUAUGGAAACUUAAAUACUUAAUUUCUUAAUAAAUAUUUUAAACAUUUUCUAAUAAACGAUGGAUCUUGUGUGUUUUUAAACCUUUCCCUGCUAGGGUUUGUUAUUCUGCAGAGUUUGCAUAGCCCCGACCCACGGCUGCACAAACGCCACCAUCUGUGUUUCUGUGCCGAUAUUUCACAUUGUAGACGGCGACCUCAGGCUUUUCCUGUUGCGUUUACUGCGCCGACAGUCAAAGUUUAGACAGAGGUUGCUGGUGGACCUGCUCUUGUCAGAUGGAAACCUUCAACUCUGAUCCCAUUCUCAGCGCAAGGCCCACCGAGGCACACAUACAUACGGGGAGGCUGGGGGUAGAAA
Molecule: messenger RNA, 6056 nt
Organism: Leucoraja erinaceus (little skate)
Lineage: Eukaryota; Metazoa; Chordata; Chondrichthyes; Rajiformes; Rajidae
Gene: ccn1l1
Product: cellular communication network factor 1, like 1
Exons: 5
Coding region: 358-1482 (374 amino acids)
Biological process (GO): signal transduction
Cellular component (GO): extracellular region
Molecular function (GO): protein binding
Source: RefSeq, a predicted model, not a curated record